AGGCAGAGAGAGAGAGAGAGCGAGAGUGAGAGUGAGGGUGAGGGAUAGAUUUAGGAAUUCGUCUGCAGACUUGCUGCUGCGCUGUUACAUAAAAAUGGCCUAGCAUUCCAGCUGACUGCCAACUGUUCGUCUGCGACUGCUUCGAAGCAGCGGUGAGACUCUUCGCUCCAACCGAAACCCUCCGGAGGAGCGGCGGCAGCCGCCACAGCAGCCCUCCCGCUUCCCCCCCUCCGCACUCCCAUCCCAGCAGACUCUGGCAACCAGGAGAGCAGGAUGGAGGCUACAUUCGGGCCGACGUUCUCAGCCGUGGCUGCUGGAGCGAAAGCAGAAGGUUCCAGCAGCUACAAGCAGCACAGAAGAACUCCCUCCUCCUCGAGCACUCUGACCUACUCUCCCCGGGAUGACGACGACGGAAUGCCUCCUAUGACUCCUCGGAGGUCAGACUCGGCCAUCUCAAUCCGAUCGCUCCACUCCGAAUCCAACAUGUCUCUGCGCUCCACUUUCUCUAUGCAUGAAGAGGAGGAGGACACGGAGCCCCAGGUGUUUGCCGAACAGCCAUCCGUAAAGCUUUGCUGUCAGCUGUGCUGUAACGUCUUCAAGGACCCCGUCAUCACCACAUGCGGGCACACAUUCUGCAGACGAUGUGCCUUGACUUCCGGUGAGAACAAGUGCCCGGUGGAUGCGGCUAAGCUAACGGUCGUGGUCAACAACAUCGCGGUCGCCGAGCAGAUCGGAGAGCUGUUCAUUCACUGUAAAUACGGCUGCAGGGCCACGGCCAGCGCUGCAGGCGGGGCCGACGCCUGCACCUCCACGGUGGCCGGCAAACCCGGCGCGUACGAGGUGGACCCGCUGGGCUGCCCGUUCACCAUCAAGCUGUCCACGCGCAAAGAACACGAGGCCAGUUGUGACUACAGGCCGGUCCGCUGCCCCAACAACCCUUCCUGCCCCCCGCUGCUCACCAUGAACCUGGAGGCUCACCUCAAAGAGUGCGAGCACAUCAAGUGUCCACACUCCAAAUAUGGCUGUACGUUCAUCGGUAACCAGGACACGUAUGAAACGCACCUGGAGGUGUGUAAAUUUGAGGGCCUGAAGGAGUUUCUGCAGCAGACUGAUGACAGGUUCCACGAGAUUCAGCUGACUCUGGCCCAGAAGGACCAAGACAUUGCUUUCCUGCGGUCCAUGUUGGGCAAACUGUCUGAGAAGUUAGAUCAGCUCGAGAAGAACCUGGAGCUCAAGUUUGAUGUGUUGGAUGAGAACCAGAGUAAACUGAGCGAGGACCUUAUGGAAUUUCGUCGAGACGCUUCCAUGCUUAACGAUGAGUUGUCCCACAUCAAUGCCAGGCUCAACAUGGGGAUCCUGGGAUCAUACGACCCCCAGCAAAUCUUCAAGUGUAAGGGGACCUUCGUUGGCCACCAGGGCCCCGUGUGGUGUCUGUGUGUCUACUCCACCGGAGACCUACUCUUCUCCGGAUCCUCAGAUAAGACGAUCAAGGUAUGGGACACCUGCACCACCUACAAGUGUCAGAAAACCCUCGAGGGGCACGACGGCAUCGUUCUGGCUCUGUGCAUCCAAGGAAACCGGCUGUACAGUGGAUCUGCAGACUGCACCAUCAUCGUGUGGGACAUCCAGACGCUGCAGAAAGUCAAUACUAUCCGUGCCCAUGACAACCCUGUGUGCACGCUGGUCUGCUCCCACAGCAUAUUGUUCAGCGGCUCCCUCAAGGCCAUCAAGGUGUGGGACAUCGUGGGUACGGAGCUGAAGCUGAAGAAGGAGCUGACCGGUCUGAACCACUGGGUCAGAGCACUGGUGGCCUCCCAGAACCACCUGUACAGCGGCUCGUACCAGACCAUCAAGAUUUGGGACAUCCGCUCUCUGGAGUGUGUCCACGUCCUGCAGACCAGCGGGGGCAGCGUCUACUCCAUCGCCGUCACCAACCACCACAUCGUCUGCGGCACCUACGAAAACCUCAUCCAUGUUUGGGACAUUGAGUCUAAAGAGCAGGUGCGGACCCUGACGGGUCACGUGGGGACAGUUUACGCUCUCGCUGUCAUCGCCACCCCCGACCAGACCAAAGUGUUCAGCGCCUCCUACGACCGCUCACUCAGGGUGUGGAGCAUGGACAACAUGAUCUGCACCCAGACCCUGCUGAGGCACCAGGGCAGUGUCACGGCUCUGGCCGUCUCCAGGGGGCGCCUCUUCUCCGGAGCGGUCGACAGCACCGUCAAGUUGUUUGCUGCUGUCAUGCGCUUGAGAUGACGAAGAAGAAGUCCUCUUCAUCAGAUGAACUGGACCUGGUGGCAUCACCUAGCUGCAGGGAGGGUUCUUCCAUGUGCUGCUUGAUUAGUCCAUUCCUGAAAUAAAGUGAGAGUAUUAUCGACAUGAUAGAAUUAAUAACACUUCCUAACAUGUCAUGACCCCAACCAACAGUUUUGUACAAAAUAGUUUGUUUUAAUUUGUGGUUUAUACAUUUAGUUUCAUGCGCUGUCCGUGCAUCCAGAGUUGAUUUGUGAAUAUGUACUUGUAUCUCUGCAGUUAAACACAACAACAGUCCCAAAUCAAUAUCGUCGCCAUUACUGGACCGUCACUCUUAUAAUAUUAAUACAAAUAAUAAUAAUAAUGCUGUAAUGAUUAGCAUUAUAUUAUAGCUAAGACGACUCAAAUCAACAAAUUCUCACAACUGUCAACACUUCUUCAGCUCAUUAACUCGCUAGAGAUCCGUCUACUCCACUCACGAUAAUUGUCUCAUUUAAUUGACGAUAGCUAGCGAACGUUAGCCUAACGUACAACAUGCGUAGGACAAUCAGACACCUGUCUCCCCCUCUCCUGCCAAAGAUAUAACUUACUCCAAUCCUGAGGACAACACUGCUAGAUAUCUUAACAGGUUUAUGAUGAUUAUCAAAACUAAACAUUAACGUUGCGGCUCAUGGGAUUAAUCUUAAUUUACCUCAAUGUGUUUCCUGAGGUUGGAUAGUGAGUUGUUGAAGGCCAAUAUCUCCGUAGCUUUCGGUCGGCAUGAGAGGCACUUCAUCCGGUAGGAAGGAACUUUCACUCCGACAAAAGAAAAGAGUUCGCCCAAAUAUGGCCUCGGACGUUGAUCUUGGUCCCCGUGGUUGUUCGAGUAGCUUCCAUUGCUGCUCCACAUGAAAUGAGUCGUAUCUGUAGCCACUCGCUCGCUAACAUCCUGGGCAUCACUGGGAAGAGAAAACACGCGGCAAGGACCACAGAUCCCCAACCUGGUGUUCGUGCUGCGUUCAGGUGCGCUGCGGUGUGUUCCACAACAGUCCCCGAUGUGCUGCGUUCAGGUGCGCUGCGGCGUGUUCCACCACAGUCCCCGAUGUUUCUCAUGAUUAUUUUUUUCCGUAGUAACGAGUAACGAUACUGUUUCAGGGGAAAUGUAUCGGAGUAAAAGUACAAGUUUUCAUUGCAAAAUGUAGUGAAGUAAAAGUAAAAGUAAACAGAAAUAUAAGUAGUAAAAUAAAGUACAGAUACCCAAAAAAACGACUUAAGUAAAGUAACGAAGUACUUCUACGUCGUUACUAUACACCACUGUGGUAGACCAGCUAUAUGAAAAGUUUCAGAAUAAAAGCGUCACAAAGUCGUAUCACAGGAACUACAUCUCUUGAUCUUUAAUUUCCUCAGUAUCCCUUUUCUGUAAUUGCAACUUUAUUUUAUAAUAUAUUGCAUCCUCUCUCUCUCCCUCUCUCUCUCUCUCUCAGGUGUGGACAUGCUAAACCAGCUGUUUGAUCUGCAGGGGUCCAGUCAACUCCUUUACCAACGGUAACCUUUCCACCUGCCCCCCCCCCCCCCCCCCCCCCCCAAAACACACACACACACGUUCUUUGAUUGAUUUUAAACGGCUGCAGACCAAUAAUAAUAACCGCCACUUCACCGUUGAGCAAAGCGUUUCUUCUAAAGCUUCGAUCGACGGCGCGGCACCAGAAACUGUUUCCGAUCUGGACCGACGACGCAUACCAUUAAAAUACGUCUGAGGGCUGGUUUCACAAAUGGGGAGCGUCACCACGCUCAUUAAAAUAUGUUUAUGACCCCCCCCCCCCCCCCCCACGCACCAGAACAAAGCAAGACGAGGUCAUUUUGUGCCAAUAAAGCAGCAGCGGUUUUACAUUAAAAUGUACGUGAGGAUUACGUCGGCCUCUUUCCCCAAAGAUCAGCUCAUACUUCCAAAAUCCAAACUAUUCCGUUAAUGUUACACGAAGACUCCAGUUGUGAUGAAGGACGUCUCGAUGAAGCCGAGCGCGUUCCCCGUCGGUCCGUUUAACUCCACGUUGUCUCAACCCCCGAGUCCAGCACGCGUUGGCCGAUAUUUCAUGGUCGUCACCCACAACUGUGAAACCAGCCCUUUUUAAUGAAAAAAACAAAUUACGUUUUAAUAAGAGAAUGACAGAUCUAUAGAUUUACUGAGUUUUAUAUUGGUGCCAUGGCGGAGCUGAACUCGGAGCCAUUACCGGUUGUACAGUCGUGUAAAAUAAGAUGUGGCCGCCCAUGAGACGACUCACUCCUUUCAGACGACGGUCCUUAUGUAUAUGUGAGUGUUUUAAUGAGUGCCAUAUGUCCAGGUGAUAACCAAGGAAAGACUGUUCUCCCCUCUUUCUGCCUGACCCCGCCCACCCUGGGGUCAGGGUUCACAUAACCACAGAUUAAUGCUGACUGUUGUUUCAUGACUGUAAUAUGGACCGACGGCAAAGGCGAGCGGUGGGAUUGUGUGUAAUUGACCUUUGAACUCCCUAAAGGCAAAUUAAAAAGAAUGUGUUGAGCUAAAGAAGUCCUGCUUUCCUGAAUUCUGUUCCAGGACCCAUAUUGGGUCGAAAACAUGAAAACAGAGUAAAUAUGCCUGGGAGGGUAGUUUCAAGAAUCAUGUCCAUCCAGUUAGACACGUGGGCUAAAACUAUGUUUUUACACAUGUUCAGCAUUAUGUUGCCUUCAUUUAAUUGCAGAAGUGGCCACAACUUAAUGUAGCCUUGGUGAGGCGCCUGCACUGGUCACGGUUUCAGUGAUGCCUUGUAUACUUGUAAGCCUGAGUUGAUCACGGAUCAAUAAAACUGUUGUACACUUUCA
Messenger RNA from Pseudoliparis swirei, 5073 nucleotides. It is a transcript of the gene traf7, whose product is annotated as TNF receptor-associated factor 7. Gene Ontology annotation, biological process: ribosomal large subunit assembly; Notch signaling pathway. The transcript has 22 exons. Bases 274 to 2256 code for a protein of 660 amino acids. NCBI's taxonomy places the organism in Eukaryota, Metazoa, Chordata, Actinopteri, Perciformes, Liparidae. Gene Ontology annotation, cellular component: nucleolus. The record is from RefSeq and is a predicted model, not a curated record. Gene Ontology annotation, molecular function: zinc ion binding; protein binding.